Messenger RNA from Sceloporus undulatus (fence lizard), 6559 nucleotides. RefSeq names its product alpha-1,3-mannosyl-glycoprotein 4-beta-N-acetylglucosaminyltransferase A (gene MGAT4A). The transcript has 16 exons. The coding region runs from base 369 to 1976 and encodes 535 amino acids. Gene Ontology annotation, cellular component: endoplasmic reticulum; endoplasmic reticulum-Golgi intermediate compartment; Golgi stack. Lineage: Eukaryota; Metazoa; Chordata; Lepidosauria; Squamata; Phrynosomatidae. Gene Ontology annotation, molecular function: acetylglucosaminyltransferase activity. The record is from RefSeq and is a predicted model, not a curated record. Gene Ontology annotation, biological process: protein N-linked glycosylation.
AGGGAGAGGGAGCGGGAGCUCCUCGCUGGCAGGAGAGCAAGAGGAAGGAGGGAUCCGCAGCAGCCUCACCUGCCUCCCUUUCUCCUUAGGAGCCCUGAGCUCCCUCCGCAGGAGCUGAAGGAGGGACCCAAGGGAGUGGAGAAAUAAAUAAGAAUGGAUCAGUUUCCCAAAGGCUUUGAGGAUAAAAGAACAGUCUCCAGUGAUACCGACACUGCAUUGGCACGACAAUGAUUUGGAAAUGACACAGCAGUGUUCUUCUGUCCUACUGGUGAAGCAACAUUACAUGGAAUAGACUGGCUUCUAGGGAACAAAUAACACUUAAAUCCUCAGUGCUGGCCAGAUAUAAACCAGUGUGAUGUUGAAAUGAGAUGAGGCUCCGAAAUGGAACUGUGGCCACUGCAUUAUUUUUCAUCACAUCUUUUGUGAGUUUGUCUUGGUACACAGCAUGGCAGAAUGGGAAAGAAAAGCUGAUCGCUUAUCAAAGGGAAUUUCAUGCUUUGAAGGAACGUCUUCGGAUAGCUGAGCACCGAACCCUGCAGCGUUCCUCUGAAUUAAAUACCAUCUUGGAGCAGUUCAGACGAGCAGUUGCGGAAACGAAUGGCAGCAAGGAUGCAUUGAGCAGUGUUUCAGAUGAAACAUUAAAAUUGUUAAAGGAGCUAACAAGCAGAAAAUCUCUUCAAGUGCCAAAUAUAUAUUACCACUUGCCUCAUUUACUGAAGAAUGAAGGAAGCCUUCGACCUUCAGUGCAGGUUGGCCUUGGACGAACAGGAGUUUCUAUAGUGAUGGGAAUUCCUACAGUAAAGAGAAAAGUAAAGUCUUACCUUACAGAAACACUUCACUCACUGAUUGAUAAGCUUUCACCAGAAGAGAAGCUAGAUACAGUUAUGAUCGUCUUCAUAGGAGAGACAGAUCUCGACUAUGUAAAUGGUGUUGUAGCAAGCUUAGAAAAAGAGUUUUCUACAGAAAUCAGUUCUGGCUUGGUGGAAGUAAUAGCCCCACCUGCAUCCUACUAUCCUGAUCUGACAAACCUUAAAGAGACAUUUGGAGAUUCAAAAGAAAGGGUCAGAUGGCGAACAAAGCAAAAUCUGGAUUAUUGUUUCCUGAUGAUGUAUGCACAGAAAAAGGGUGUUUACUACAUCCAGCUUGAGGAUGACAUCGUUGUCAAGCAGAAUUACUUCAGCACAAUAAAAAAUUUUGCACUUCAGUUGUCAUCUGAAGAUUGGAUGAUUCUAGAAUUUUCUCAGCUUGGAUUCAUUGGUAAAAUGUUCCAGUCUCCAGAUAUUACUCUCAUUGUAGAGUUUAUAUUUAUGUUCUAUAAAGAGAAACCUAUUGACUGGCUCUUGGAUCACAUUCUUUGGGUAAAAGUUUGCAACCCUGAGAAGGAUGCAAAACAUUGUGAUCGACAAAAAUCAAAUCUCAGAAUACGCUUCAGGCCUUCACUUUUCCAGCAUGUGGGCCUACACUCUUCUCUUGCGGGAAAGAUUCAAAAACUCACAGAUAAAGACUUCCUGAAACCAUUAUUGCAUAAAAUUCAUGUGAAUCCACCUGCAGAAGUUUCUACAACAUUAAAGGUCUAUCAAGGACAUGCUCUUGAAAAAGCCUACAUGGGAGAAGACUUUUUUUGGGCUGUUACACCAGUUGCUGGGGAUUAUAUCCUGUUUAAAUUUGACAAGCCUGUCAAUAUAGAAAGAUACCUGUUCCAUAGUGGCAACCCGGAACAUCCAGGGGAUAUAUUUAUCAAUACCACCAUAGAGGUGUUGCCUUUUAAGAGUGAAGAGCUGGUGUUAAGCAAAGAAACCAAAGAGAAGAGAUUAGAAGAUGGAUUUUUCAGAAUAGGCAAGUUUGAAAAUGGUGUAGCAGAAGGAAAAGUUGAUCCCAGUUUAAAUCCAAUUGCAGCUCUCCGUCUUUUAGUCAUACAGAACUCAUCUGUCUGGGCAAUUCUAAAUGAGAUUCAUAUUAAAAAGCUCCCCAAUUGAGAGUGAUGAAGAAGGAGAAGGAAGGAAGAAGGAGAAGAACAUCGUCCGUCUUUUGGGGGCAAAAAUGUACAAAAUCCCACAAUCUGCCAAGGGAAGACAUUGAGCAUGCACCUUAUUUCCAACUAACCUUUCACUGAAACUCUACCUCCUGUGAAAUCUACUGUAGAUAAGAAGACUGACCCAUCAAGAAGAGUUUAUUGCGGUCUAAAAACUGAUAUCCAGCUGGUAUUACUUAUGUAGAUACACGGUUUCUCCAUCCGAAAAUGACUUUGUUGCCUAAGGAUCACUGUAAUCUUGUCAAUUUAUCUAACUGUGAUAGGAUAUGCUACGUAAAAGUUGUACAUAUUGUUACAUUCCUUAAAGAUGAGAAAUAUAUAUAUAUAUAUAAUAGUUGUUUAAAUACAUUUUAUGAAGGGGGUACUUUUUGGAGGUCCAUUUAUUUUGCUAGUGCAAACCCUCUUUUAUAGAUUAUCAGGGAUAUAUAUUCAAAAGCAUUAGGGAUAUUUAAUUUAUUAAAUGAUUUGAAAAGUACAUAUUUUUAUGCAGGUAAUGACUUGAUGCAGUUUUUUUAAAAAAAACAAAUGACCUUACUUCUUGAGUUAAUUCAACAUUUUGCUUUGAUAAUGAAGUAACCAUAUUUUGUAAUAUACUGCCAUGAUUGGAAGAGUUUGAGUUUGCAAACAAAGCACUUUUGUACCAUACCAUUUGAAAGUUCUUGUGCAAAAUCCCCAUAGACAUGAAUGGGGCCCCAUUGCUUGAAUGCAUAAUAAGAAAGGUGUGUACAAGGACUUUGAAGGGCAUUGUCCAUAAAAUCUUCACGCAUUCCUAUAGUUUAAUCUUAGCAUAUUGGGGAUUUUCUACUUCAGUAGGGUGUAUGAAAUCUGCAGUGAUCUUAGAUUUGAUUCAUCUCCCAUUACAGGGAAAUUUUGAUACCUUGAAUUUUUGUAAAGUUUUGUGAAAUGCCGCCAGCUUAAUUCCUCUGGAAAGAAAAGCAUUUUGAGGCAUCUGCCUGUUUUUAGUUUGCAACCCUUUUUGUAUGACUUCUGUUCAGUCUUUUGGAAUGACUUAAUUGCUGUUUUCUUUAGGGAUCACAACAGAAAAACAGUACAGAAUGACAUCAGCUGAGCUGGGUUUUUUAAAAAUGUGAUGGUCAGCUCUUUAAAUGUUCAGAUUACAGUAAUUACUUUUUUCUUAAAGCAGCCCACCUCCUGCUUAAAACUUUGCAGUCCAAGUGACUGAUACCAAAGGGCCGUGUGAUCCUAAUGCGUGUUACUUUUUGAAUUUCCAAGGAUAACAUCAGAUGCUUGCUUGACCAGUAGCCUUGAGGAGAGGCAAUUAAAGCACUUUGUGCCAUAGGGCACAGUAGACAUGCAAUAACUAAGCUAACUAACAAAAUUCUUACUAUUUUCUUAUCAGAACCCCAACCAAGACAUGAAAAGCUAAGCUUUUUACCUCACCUGCACUUCGGAGACUCAGUAAACAAAAGUUUACUCAAAUGGUUGUAGCUUGUGUCAUGAGCUAAUUCUUAGAUACUUCUGUGUCUUGGGCGUAAAGCUUUUGCCAAAAAUUGUCUUUGCCUUGGCUUAAAUUCAGAAUAAGGUAGUAGUAAUGAUAAUGUGUUUAGUUGUCUGCCUGCUUUGCCCUCUAUCAUGAAACACGUUGUAAAGAAGUAGUUGAUAUAAUGUGAUCAAUGAGGUUACAAAUAGUUCAAGACACUGCCAUUACAGCCUGACAUUUUCUUGCAUUUUCUAACGUUGGAUAGACCAUAUAGCGAUGGAUUCUUUUGCUGAAAGUCUUUACUUCCUCCGUAUUAGGCUAAAACAUACACAUGGAUUUCUCAUCUUGUGAAGCUUGGUACAGCGCUACCCUAGAUGUUACUGAUGUCCAGUUUUUGGAGUCCUUGGCCACAGAUCAUGCUGGUUAGGAAUUCUGGGAACUGUAGUCCACCUAAGUUUGGAAUUACUGGCAUGGAGACCAGGACUAAGAUAGACACCACCUUUUCUAUGAAAUCAUGGGUGUGACUACCUUAAAAAGGCACUCAGUCUCUGUUUUAGCCCUACUUCUAAAUUAUGGAGAUGAUAAUGCUGGCGUACUUUACAGCAUGUUGUUAAGAGUCUGGGGAGUAAUACAAAGUGCUUCCCCACCCAGACGGCUAAUUAUUAUCAUAUAUUGGAAAAAGUAGGCUGCCUGGAAUAUCAUUGAAAAUAAUGGGUGUUUAUUGUUGUUGUUGCUGUGUACCUUUAAGUUGUUUCCAACUUAUGGAAACUCUAAGGCAAACCUAUCACGGGGGGUUUCUGGGGCAGAGAAUGUGUGAUUUGCCCACAGUCACCCAGUGAGUUUCCAUGGCCGAGUGAGGAAUCAAAGCCUGAUCUCCAGAGUUGUAGUCCAAUGCUCAAACUACUACACCACGCUGGCUCUCAAUGGAUGUUUACAGAAGAGCUAAAAAAAGAGGAAUAGUUACAUAUCUGAGGUUGAAUUGAUGCUCAGUGAUGGCCUUAUGUGUUUGUCAGUUGACUUAUGUCUGCAGAAAUUAGAAUUGCAGAGUUAUGUAAUGUCUGGAUCCAUUAGAGGCCUGUUGUUACAUGGCAAAGCUGACAAAGUACCUGAUAUGUACCAGGCCCUCUUGCCAGUGUCCUGUUACACAUCUUUGCAAUUCAGAAAAGGGGUUUCUUAACACUGUGUAGCUAGGUAUAUGUGUAAGAUUCUACCAUAUAAGAUUCUGGUGUAAAUUUCUUUCAUGGUAAAGCAUUGGGGCUAAGACCAGCCUUUUCUUUACAUCAAGACACACUUUGAGACAGGUUUAAGAUUAAAUACCAAUUCCCAGUUCCCAAAACUUCCAUUGGACUUGUUUGUAUAGAACAGUCAGUGGAGAACAUAAUAUUAAUAUUUACAUCUUAAAGUUUCAUACUGAUCCUUUUUCCCAUGCAGAAGGGGGCAUCUGCACAACAUCUCACUACUUGAAUUGGAUUCACUCUUGGGUGCAUUUUAUGGUUUGAGGUUAUAUCAGAAGCAGCUAAGAGUAUGUUUCCUCAAGCACUGGAUUUUUUUCUGUAGCAUAAGCUCAGGAAACGUUUUAGCUUGAUGAAAAAAUGUGAGGUUUAUAGAAAGUUUUACUUAAAUGCAAGUACAGUGGCCCCUUGGUAUCCUCUAGGGUUUGGUCCCAGGACCCCUGUGGUUCCCAAAAUCCAUGGAUACUCAAAUCCCAUUAAAUACAUGAUAAACUGGGGUCCCUUAUAUAAUAUGACAAAAUCAAGCUUUGCUUUUUGGAAUUUCUCUUUCUUAAAAAUAUUAUCAGGCUGUGGAUGCUUGAAUCUGUGGAUAAAAAAUCCAUGGAUAUGGAAGGCUGACAAUAUAGUAUGAUGUAACACAAGAAUUAUUUGGCUGAAUAUAAUCUACAAAGAACUUGCUGGUAUAUUAAUAGCUGUAGGAGACGUUCACUAAAAUGAACAAAACUUGAAUACACCUGUACAAGUUGGAUUGUGGCUGUUGGGCUACUGGAAGAGCAAAUGCCUUUUUCAGUAAAAGGUAUUAAAAAUACUGUAUUUUUUUUAAAAUGAAUUAAAUGAAAAGCUUCCCUAAUUGUGGUAACAAAGUCAUGAUGUGACAAGACAUACUCUGAUGGUUUCAUGCUUUAUACCAGUGUUUUCCAAACUGUGGUUCUCCAGGUGUUUUGGACUUUAACUCCCAGUAGCCCUAGCCAGUUUGGCCAGUAAUCAGAAAUUCUGGGAACAGAAGUCCAAAGCAUCUGGAGAACCAAAGUUUGGGAACCACUGCUUUAUACUAUCUUAAUAGAACAGGAAGCUCAGUUACUGAAACUACUGAACAUGCAACUUCAAGUACGGUAGUUAUUUAUACGGAGGUGUUUAAAGAUAGCUAUUUCAAAUGUUUUCUGAUGAAGUCUCCAGAUAAUCUUUGGUGUUAAAACCUAUCUAGUUAAAAAAAGAAGAAGUAUCUUUGCAGCCUCCUUUCAUUGCUUCUUCCUGCCAUCUGCAAACCAGCUAGGGUUAUUUUAAUGAUUUACUUGCAGGCUGGGUAUAUUAAUCCUCUUCCCCUCCCUGCUAACUAUACUAAGACAUAAGCCUCAUGAAUAUCAACUCCUCUGCCAGAGAAAUCAAACAGACUUGUGCUUUUACUUGAAUUAUGGUGUCUGCCAAGGUUGUAAUAUGCUAGCCUUAACAGUGUCUAAUAAAGACAACUGGAUGGCUUGAGUUCCUCUUUCGUACAGAAUUUUCCAAGGAAAUAAUUUUAAUAAAGGAAUCGUUUAUCAUCCAUAGUAACAUUCUUACCAUUUUUAAAAAUGUCAGAAAUGCCCUCCUCUCUUUCUCAGUCAGCACUUUGCUGUUGUGUUCUUGUUCUUACUUUGGUGGAAUCUACAACUUCACUCCUGCAACCAGUGCUUCUCUGACACUCCAUAUUCCUAUUAACCAUUUACAGUGCUUGCUGUCUUUUUCUCUUUUGUGCUAGAUUUUGACUUUUGUUAAUCUCGCUGCUAUAUUUGAAAACCUAACUGGGUCAUGUUAAUUGUGCCUUUCAUCAAUGUGCUAUGUGCCACAGCUGCCCAUGUAAGAUUUGAAAUAAAUAUU